UUGGCUUGGAGCAAACCCACCAAUCAGCGUUCAGCCUGGAACAUCAUGUGACGAGAAAGGGCCGCGACUUUAGAUGUCAGGAAAUCUGUUCGGGAGUGGAGAGAGAGAAAAAAAAACACAACAACAACAAAAGACAAGGUGUAGACGGUCUUCACCAUGUCCGGAUCAAGGGACCCAAAUUUACUCGCUCAGACGAUUGGCUCAAACAUCCAGACCAUAACACAGCAGACAUCCGAAAUCCAGAGGACGGUGAACCAACUCGGAACAGAUAGAGACACGCCGGAUCUCCGACAGCGACUGCAGCAGAAACAGCAGUAUGCUAACCAGCUGGCUAAAGAAACGGAUAAAUGCCUGAAGGAGUUCAGCUCAUUACCAGUCAGUCAUGAUCAGCGACAGAGGAAGAUUCAGCGAGAGCGGCUCGUCAACGAUUUCUCCAACGCGUUGGCGCUUUUACAGAAAACCCAGAGGCAAGCUGCUCAGAAAGAGAAAGAGUUUGUGGCCAGAGUUCGUGCGAGUUCAAGAGUUUCGAGUGGUUUUGCUGAUGAUCCGUUUGGAGGAAAUGCUUCACCUUUUGAGAGUGAGACCCAGGCUCAGACACAAAGCUAUGAUGACGGCAUCACUGAGGAGGAUCUGCAUCUCAUUCAGGAGCGAGAAACGUCCAUCAGACAGCUGGAGUCCGACAUCACGGACAUCAAUGAAAUCUUCAAAGAUCUGGCCGUCAUGGUGCACGAACAGGGAGAUAUGAUCGACAGCAUAGAGGCCAAUGUAGAAAGUGCUGAGGUGAACGUUCAGUCUGCAACGCAGCAACUCUCCAGUGCCGCGAAUUACCAGCAAAAGUCUCGUAAGAAGAUGUGCAUCCUGAUUGGAGUUCUGGCUUUGUUGGUUGUGAUCAUUUCUCUCAUCAUCUGGGGCACGUAUAAAAACAACUAAAUUCACCUGAAUUGUGGUGAACACCUGAAAAACCAAACAAAAUUUCUUUCCUGGUAAUUUUUUUUUUUGCUGUUAUUCCUGUGAUGUAAAAGGUUGGUGUGAGUAAAAAUCAUCUUUAUAAGCAUGAAAAACUAGUUUAUGAUGUCAUGGUGACAUCACGCACUAUAUAGAAACAAAAACAUUUUCUAAACAAUGAUUAGUCAUUAUUUGAUGUUUGAACCUCCAGAUCUUGACAAUUUUGAUCUAUUCAGCAUAAAUAAUAAUCAUAAGUAAAUCUCAUUCCUAUCCUUCUGGAAUGCCAAGUAUUUAAAAAAAAAAAAAAAAAAUUCCAUCUGAUGCUCUGCUACAUGGUAAUCAUAAUGAACGAACACUGAAUGAAAGCUAGCAGGUAGCGCUAGUCACACUGUGUCAUGCUACUUGGUGGAUACUAGCUUAAACUUUAGCACAUUUUAACAGACAAAUGCAAGUACAGUUAAUUUUAAUAACUUAAAGGAUUUACUUUGUGGUGGUGUUACUAAAAAAUAAAAAAAACGAGCGCUAGCAUUUUUCCACAUAAAACAUAUUGUGCUAGCUUUUCUGCUUGAAUAUUAACUUCACACAUUUCUUGUCAUAAUAUCAUGAGAUGCUAUUUACAAUUAACACUAUCCAAGUGAUUAGUUUACCUUCUUAUAAUUAUAAGAAUUAUAAAUAUUAUUAAACGGCACUUCUAAUGACUAGCAUUCGCAAGGAGAUUCGGGCUAGGAUACCUAAUUUAAAUGCCAGAAACUUAGGUUGGUUCAUGCUAAUUGCUGAAUUAAAAUUGAUUCUACCAUCUUGCUUUAAUUGAAACUUACCUUGUGCUUCAUGCUAAUCUCACUAAAGAAAUCUAGUGCUGCUGUUGUGAGGUGAUGGAUUCUAGCAUUAACUUUUAAUUGCUAAUUAAAGUUAAAACAAUGGGCACCUUUUAUAUAAAAAAGAAAUUGGAACUUUGAUAUCAGUUGAAGCAAUGUUGAUUUUAAAAAAAAUAUAUAUUUCCAAAUGUUCUUUGUUGAAAUUUAAGCAGAUACAUAUUAAGAUAUGAAGUUUUGAGCCGAAAAGAAUUUGGUCUGGAACAGAGUUUUAGAGACUGAAUUAGAAAAGAACACUUCUAUACGAGUAGGUCCAUAUGACCGAUACAACGUUGUAAAACUUUCUCUGUGCUUGUGUUUAUGCUGCAGGUUUUUGCGUUUCAUUCAGUAGGAAAGUGCUAGUCUGUGCCUUGUCUGGAAUGUGAAAUAUAAUCAUAAUUAAUGACCGUUAUGUUAUUUAAUAAUUAAUAACAGUUUAUCUGUAUUAAAUAACCCCUUGCAACACUAUGGCUAAUGCUAAUUAUAAGUAGUAGUAUAAAUAAAUACAUAAAAUUACCUACACACAUACAUGACUUCCACCAUUUUUAAAAAUAAUUUUUCUUUUUUAAAUCACCCUUCUGCCAUGUAUUUUAUUUAGGUAGGCCCUUCAGCCUUUUGAUACUUUACUAUACAAUUAAAUGGGUAUAAUUUAGCUUUGUGACAAAUUCUGUCUGUUUAUCUGAACUUUUUUUUUCCUUCUGAUUUAGAAGGAAAUUCACACUCAUAUGCAUUCCAUUUAGGAAAAUGUAAAUAUGCAGCUUUUUAAGAGGCAAACAACAUGUGCCAUUUUAAACAUAAUUUCACGCAAUAUCCAUUAUUUAUUUAGUUCAAAGACAUUCGAAAUUAUUUGUCAGACAUUGAAUAAAUAUAUACUAGCCAAAAAGUCAAUAAUUUCUUAUUGAGGUUAAUAUUCUAAUGCCAAAAAUGUCUGUUAAAUCAUAAGAGAUCCAUUUAAUGAUGCUUAUUGUAAAAAUAAUCGUUUAACAAAAAAAAGAGAGA
Ictalurus furcatus (blue catfish) is the source of this 2795-nucleotide messenger RNA. It is a transcript of the gene stx7l, whose product is annotated as syntaxin 7-like. Gene Ontology annotation, molecular function: SNAP receptor activity; SNARE binding. Gene Ontology annotation, cellular component: SNARE complex; membrane; synaptic vesicle. Gene Ontology annotation, biological process: intracellular protein transport; vesicle-mediated transport; vesicle fusion. The record is from RefSeq and is a predicted model, not a curated record. The transcript has 10 exons. Bases 157 to 930 code for a protein of 257 amino acids. NCBI's taxonomy places the organism in Eukaryota, Metazoa, Chordata, Actinopteri, Siluriformes, Ictaluridae.